Danio aesculapii is the source of this 2662-nucleotide messenger RNA. RefSeq names its product E2F transcription factor 7 (gene e2f7). Gene Ontology annotation, molecular function: DNA-binding transcription factor activity, RNA polymerase II-specific; RNA polymerase II cis-regulatory region sequence-specific DNA binding. Bases 169 to 2340 code for a protein of 723 amino acids. Lineage: Eukaryota; Metazoa; Chordata; Actinopteri; Cypriniformes; Danionidae. The transcript is spliced from 13 exons. Gene Ontology annotation, cellular component: RNA polymerase II transcription regulator complex. The record is from RefSeq and is a predicted model, not a curated record. Gene Ontology annotation, biological process: regulation of transcription by RNA polymerase II.
UUCAUACUCGCCUGAUCACUGAACGACUGAAAUAAGAAGAUUACAAGCUCAGAUCCUCUGAUUUACAGAGGAAUUAUGCUCAUGUGAAGAGGAAAACGAAAGAUCAGCCUUGACACAGGAUUUAUUUACGUUUUUAGGAUUUAUUAAUUACAAGGACGGAGGUUUCAGAUGGAGGUGAAGUGUUUAACAUUAAAGGAUUUGCUUAGUGUCAGAACACUAGUGAAUAAGACAGGCUCUGAUGAUGCUGCCAGCAUGAAUGACCAUAAAGAAAACAUCUGCAUGGACAGAAGGAAAAUGACCCCACUGAAGAGCGAGACUCUGACAGCUGCUUUGAAUGGACAUAGGAAGAUUUCCAGUCCUGAAAUCACCCACAUAACCCCUAUUAAACUCACUGAGAAGGCCCAUGCGGACCCCUGGACUCCAACAGCAAAUCUGAAAAUGCUGAUCAGUGCCGCCAGUCCAGAUAUACGCGACAGAGAAAUGAAGAAAACCCUCUUCAAACCCAUUGAAAAUAAAGAGAAGAUUGCAGAGGAGGAGGAAGAGGAAGAACUUGACGACUCGUGUCAGUUUGAAGCAUUAGACGAAUCUGAAAGGCGACCCAGUAGAAAACAGAAGAGUUUGGGGCUUUUGUGUCAGAAAUUUCUGGCUUUGUACCCUGAUUACCCAAAAUCCUCUGAAAGCAUCAAUAUCUCACUGGAUGAAGUGGCCACAUGCUUGGGCGUUGAGAGAAGACGUAUCUAUGAUAUUGUGAACGUGCUGGAGUCGCUGAUGCUGGUCAGCAGGAAGGCAAAAAACCUGUACGUGUGGCACGGACGCUCGCGGCUCCCGCAGACUCUACAGGAACUUUUACAGGCCGGUCGAGAUCAACACUACGAUUUACUGAUGGACCAGAGGGAAGGAAACAGCCUGCAUGCUGUCCAACACAUGCAGAAUGCACACGCCGCUUCCAGCAGAAGGAAGGAUAAAUCACUCCGAAUCAUGAGCCAGAAGUUUGUCAUGUUGUUCCUGGUGUCCAAAACCCAAACUGUAACCCUCGAUAUGGCUGCUAAGAUUUUAAUUGAAGAGGGUCAGGAAGAGUCCUACGACAGCAAGUAUAAAACUAAGGUACGGCGUUUGUAUGAUAUCGCUAAUGUCCUGACUAGCCUGAAUCUGAUCAAGAAAAUUCACAUGAGAGAAGAAAAGACGCGUAAACCAGUCUUCAAAUGGAUCGGGCCUGGCGAUUUCCAAAGCAGCAGCGAUUUAGAUGAUUUGAGAGCUCAAAUCAGCAACUCUAGUACUGAACGACGGGAGAAAAUGGCACGUCAUUCCUCCUUUCAGGUCAUUCCUGCUCCGCCUGUCAAUCAAAGACUGAUAAGCUCCGCCCCCAGCACACCUCACAGAUAUUCCACAGAUGAGCCAGUGGAUUACUCCAGGAAAAGCGGGAACAACAGUGCAGUGUGUCGACUGCAGUUUGGAGACAGUGUUCAGCCCAGUGUUAGUCCUGUAGUUCCCUCUGCGCUGGCGUCUCUAGCGAUGCCUCUUCAAGCUGAUCUGAUGCCAGUUCCAGCUUCGUUUUCUCACCCGCUGGCAAUCCUGCCGCAGACGCCCCUGCUCAUGCUGUACAGCGGGAACAUUGCUGAUGGUGCCUCCAGCCUGAGAAAGAGGGAGAGAUCAGAGGAAGAGGACCAUCAGACCGCAAAAUGCAGAAGACGCUCGGCAUCCAUAGAAAGUGACACAGUGGAGAGCGAGAGCUUGAGCUCCAGCACCAGAAGGUCUCCAGUCUGCUCUCCUGAAGGCUCCCCGUGGGACGGGGCCUCAUUUGGGGGUCUGCAUGAAGAUGACGUAGCAGCAUCCAGUUCCAAAGACGCCCUCCUGUCCCCUCAUUACCUCUAUGUGCCAAACACAGCAGGUCUGAAUAGUAUUAACUUCCUCAUGCCAGCAGGGCACACGCAGGGUGGAGUGCCAGCCGUAGCCUUGCCGUAUUUUCUGUUGCAAUCACCACUAAUAGCGGGUGCGAUGCCCACAUCCAGCACUGAUGGGCCCGCCGGCUUCAGUUUGCCCACCGUUCUGUCGCCUGCACAGUUUGUGGUGGCAGGAGGAGCUUAUGGUGUGACUGAAACACUGCAGAGCCCAGAGCAUCAUGGGAACAAAAUACCAGCCACUACAUCAUCACCACGAGCAGAAGAGAGCCCAAAGCCAGCAAAAACACAGACUCCUGUGACACCAAAGGAAGCAUCGCUGGGGGCCAAAUCUUUCUUCGAGACACCUGGAGCUUUUGGGUCUGUCACCAACCAAUCAGCAGCUCGCAAAAGAGGCUCCGCCCAGAGGAGGCUGGACAUCGGGCACAGCACAGCCAAUUAGAUUAGCCGAAGAGUUUUCAGGCUUCUGUGGUGCUAAAGCGCCAAAGACGAAGAGCAGAAACACGACUUGAAUAAUACAAACAUUUCCUGUGUACUAACUAGUGAACAUCAAAGUCAGAGAGUAUAGAUUACUAUUAUAUUUUCUCACCAUUUCCAAUAGUAAGUUUGUUUGUUGGCUGAUUUUGUUGACCAGUUGUAUUUAUUAUAAUCUUUCAAAGGCUAAAAUCAUCAACAAUCCGACUUCAGCACUACAUAUUUAAAAAUGUGAAUAAUUAAGACCUCUGAAAGAAAAAAACUAGCAUCAUCAAAGAUUAAUCUUGAUU